Rhododendron vialii is the source of this 2208-nucleotide messenger RNA. RefSeq names its product F-box/kelch-repeat protein At3g06240-like. The transcript has 2 exons. NCBI's taxonomy places the organism in Eukaryota, Viridiplantae, Streptophyta, Magnoliopsida, Ericales, Ericaceae. The record is from RefSeq and is a predicted model, not a curated record. The coding region runs from base 225 to 1322 and encodes 365 amino acids. Gene Ontology annotation, molecular function: protein binding.
UACACCAAGCCUAAUUCCAUUUUGCCUAAUACCAGGAGACUCACCCGAACCUUCGCUCUCACCACAGCUCAGACACCAUCUCCGCCUGGACCGGCCACCACCACCGCCACCGCCACCGCCAACAGAAGAAGCACCCAAACAGAACAACUCCCAUCCAUCUCUCCGUUUCCUCCCGUUUGUUUUCCCAUCUUGUUUGACCUCGAUCCGAAGGCGGCAAGGCAACCAUGUCCAAUUGCGGGACCCUAAUUCCCCAGGAAAUCCUCACCGACAUACUCUCUCGACUACCCGUCAAAUCACUUUGCCGAUUCAAGUGUGUUUCUCCCUCCUGGAAUUCCCUUAUCUCCGACCCCUACUUCGCCAAAACCCACCUCAAUCGAACCAAGACCCAGAACAUUGUCAUCUCCAGCUCUCUCAAUCUUUACUCCAUCGACGUCCACAACGCCAAUCCAACCGCCACGAAUCUUGAUUUCCCUACGCUGGAACAACACGUUGCCAACAAGAGGGUCAAGGGGUGGAGCUCUUGUGAUGGCUUGCUUUUAGUUCCCUACAUUGAUAACUCCAACUUUCUCUUGUUAAAUCCAUCCACUAGCGAACGUAAGGAACUUCCCGCACUGCCGUUUGCGCUCGAUCCGGUUGGUACCUCCUCGUAUGCAUAUGGGGUGGGUUACAAUUCCUCUACGGAUGAUUACAAUGUUGUGAUGCUCUCUUGCAAUCAUACUGGAUCUGUUCAGAGUAAGAUUUCGAUUGUAGAUGUCUAUUCACUGAAAACUAAUGCUUGGAGAAGAAUUCAACACACCCCCUAUGUGGUCGGAACCUCAUGUUUUUGUGGUGGGGUUUUCUUAAAUGGGUGUCUCCAUUGGCUCUGUUGGAGGACUGGAUCCUAUGCGAUUUGUGCUUUCAAUUUGUUGGAUCAGAUUUUCAGGGAAGUGCCGAUGCCCGCUUCUCUUUGUGGAGGAUGUCGGAUAUUGCGUUUUUUUGUGGAGGUUGUUGGGGGUUUUCUCUAUUUGGUUAAAAGGCGGGCUUCUUGCAAAAGUGAGGUUUGGAAGAUGGAGGAGUACGGGGUAGGAGAGUCUUGGACCAAACUUACUAUUGAUUUACCUACUGGAACGCCUAGUUUGUGUUUACUGUGUCACCUAGCGGAAGACAAACUUUUGUUUGAUAAUAGUAGAUGGCAUGGAGAGAAACUGGUUGUGUAUGAUCCGAAAAAAGAAACACUGAGGGACGUGGUGGUUGCUGGAAUUCCAAGUGAAUUUACUGUUGGGCGUGCGUAUGUCGAGAGCCUCGUCUCUCCUAUUCUCAGACGAGGAAUUGGGAGGCAAUGAUAAGCUUCUCCCGGAAAUCGAUAAUCUUGUGCAAGAGACUAGCAUAGCUUUCAAACCCAUCAUUUGUGACAAUGUUUCACAAACUAGACUCAAUAGUUGGCAUUUUCAGGUUGCAGCAAGAUGAAGUUAAAUACUGAUAGGAGCUCUAGGAAGAACCCCUGAAGGGCUGGAUUUGGUGGAGUGUUUAUAGAGGAUCGUGGCUUAUGGAUAAUGGGCUUCUACAGGAAUCUGAAGGAGUGUUCAAGCAUUGAAGCCGAGCUUUGAGAAAUCUUUAAUGGCCAUGAGUUGAUAGCAAGUUUAAAUAGAUUGGCAACCAAGGACAGCCAAAGAAGAUGGGGCAUGGAGGUUGACCCUACUUGUGUCCUUUGUUCCCAACAUGCUGAAUCCUUGGCACACUUAUUUUUUGAAUGUGGUUAUUCAAGAUGCAUAUGGGAAACAACCUUGCACAGAUUCCAGAUUCAAAGAAGGGCAGAUGCUUGGGAUACGGAAAUUAACUGGGCAGUUGGAUUCUGAAAGGCAAGAGCUUCAGAUCAGUGCUGUUUAAAUUAGCCCUAGCUGCAGGAUUUUAUCAUUUCUGGAGAGAGAGGAAUUCCAGAGUAUUUGGAGGAAGACAUAGAAGCUCUGAUGAUCUUCUAGCUAGUAUUACUGAUAAUAUUAGACUUCGAGUCUGUACUUGGAAGCUUUUCCCCAAGUCUCUUGAGAACCAAAGGCUUUGCUGCCAAUGGAAUAUCUCGAACAGAGUUCUUGGAAAUGCUAUCCAUUAGUUUUUUCUUGUUCGGAUAGUUGUGUGAGGCUUUAGCUUCUUUGUAUAGGUUUUUAGCUGUUUGGGUCUGUUCCCUUUGUUUUUGUGUCGGUUGGUUAUAAAAUGGAUCAAAGUUGAUAGUGA